This is a messenger RNA of Thamnophis elegans (Western terrestrial garter snake), 3025 nucleotides long. Its product is annotated as GRB2-associated-binding protein 2-like. The record is from RefSeq and is a predicted model, not a curated record. Lineage: Eukaryota; Metazoa; Chordata; Lepidosauria; Squamata; Natricidae.
GAGGCGGCCGAGGGAGGGAGGAUCGCCGGCGGGGAGCAGCCCGGCGAGGAGCGCGAUGGAGGCGGCGCCCGGGGAAAGGCAGCGGCGAUGGCGAGAUCCUCCGAGCGCGGCUUAGCUUGCCCGGGAAGCGGAGAGCAGCGGCGGCGGCGGUUUCCCCCCUCCGGCCCCGGCUGGCCGCGCUCGGAUGCGGCUCCGUCCGGCCGUCCCCGGAGCCUCCCGCCCCUCCGGCCGCCUCCAGCAUGAGCAGCGCCGGCGGCGGCCCCGGCAGCGGCGGCUCCGGCGAAGUGGUUUGCUCCGGCUGGCUCCGCAAAUCGCCCCCCGAGAAGAAGUUACGGAGAUACGCCUGGAAAAAACGAUGGUUUAUCCUUCGCAGUGGCCGGAUGAGCGGUGACCCCGAUGUCUUGGAGUACUACAAAAACAACCACUCCAAGAAGCCGCUGCGGGUGAUCAACCUCAACUUUUGCGAGCAGGUGGACGCCGGGCUGACCUUCAACAAGAAGGAGCUGCAGGACAGUUUCGUCUUCGACAUCAAAACCAGCGAGAGGACCUUCUACUUGGUGGCGGAAACGGAAGAAGAAAUGAACAAAUGGGUGCGGAACAUCUGUCAGAUCUGCGGCUUCAACCAGUCGGAAGAUCAUCCGGACAAACUCCGGACAGUGUCGGCUGGUGGUCACGCUCCUCGCUCAUCCCCAGCCGAGUUCAGCGGCUCCAACCACCGGUUGUUGCGGGAACGGAAAACCUCGGCUCCUUCGCACUCUAGCCAGCCCCUCUUCACGUUCGAGUCGCCUUCCAAUCACAUCCGGAGCACCCUCUCCACCAGUGCCCCCCAAGACUAUCUCUUUCUACACCAGUGCAUAGCCAGAAAUCGGAAAAUACAAGGUAACCCUUGGAGCGCCAGCUUCUCGCAAGCCACCCGCUUCUUCAUGCGAAGCGACCCGUCGGUUCAGAAAUUGUCUCAGGAGAAUGGGCAUUGCAUCAACGGGCUAGGCGGGCAGCUCCACGGUUUCUACAGCUUGCCCAAACCCAACCGGCACAACUCGGAGCUCCGGGACAGCGCUUACGACUUGCCCAGGAGCUUCGGCUGCUACGCCCACACCAAAGCCAGCCUCACCGGCUCGGAGACAUCGGAUAGCGAGGAGGUCUACACCUUCAAGACCCCCAACAGCACGCUUUGCAAAGACUUCGGGGAGCUUUCCACAGAUUCCUACGACGUGCCGGGCACCCCUCUGUCCAUUUACCAUCCGAGGACCUUCAAGCUGGACAAAAACCAUAAUGCCUUGGCGGUGGCUUCGAGCGACGCAGUGGCGACGCCUCCCCCCAGACCUCCCAAGCCGGGCCAGGCGGAAUCCCGCUGGGGCAGCCCCCCAACAACUCCGACUGUCACCACCAUUCCCCGAAGGAACACCCUGCCGGCGGUGGAGAACUGCAGGUUACACCGAGCGUCUUCCUGUGAAACCUAUGAAUAUCCUCAGCCCAGCGUCAGCGGCCCGGGGCCAUCGGCCGAGUCUACGAAUCUCAUGGGAGCCAGUUCGUAUCUGCAGAACAAAACGGUUGUGGCUCGUUCCCAUAGCGCAGACUCCGAAGACAACUAUGUCCCCAUGAACCCAGGUUCUUCCCUCCUGCAGAACAUGGAGCGCUCCAACGGCAGCUCCCAGCACCUCUACAUCCCCAUGAGUCCUGGGCCUCACCACCUGGACAUGAUGGCCCACGCCUCCUCCACCUUCCCAGCUCAGAAAGGGAGCAGCACUCAGCCCUUGAGGCGGAUGAGUGAAAUCCAGCCCCCACCCAUUAACCGCAACCUUAAGCCUGAUCGGAAAGCAAAACCAACCCCGCUUGACCUCCGGGGCAAUUCGGUCAUCGAUGAACUGCCCUUUAAAUCGCCAGUCACAAAAUCGUGGUCCAGACCUGGCCAGGCCUUCAACUCCAACCUUUCUCAAUACUGUCGUCCCACCUCAACCCAGAGCAUCACCAGCACCGACUCAGGAGAUAGUGAAGAAAAUUAUGUGGCCAUGCAAAACCCGGUUUCUGCCUCCCCUAUUCCAAGUGGGAAAAGUAGCCCGGCCCAAAAGAAGAGCAGCAUGAGUGUUGAUUACCUGGCUUUGGACUUUCAGCCCAGCUCACCUGGGCCCCACCGAAAGCCCUCGACAUCGUCCGUCGCUUCCGACGAGAAGGUCGACUACGUGCAGGUGGACAAAGAGAAGACGCAAGCUUUGCAGAGCACGAUGCAGGAAUGGACCGACGUCCGGCAGUCGUCUGAGCCCAGCAAGACCGUGAAGCAGUAGCCAAGCAAGGGCGUGGUGGAGAAACCAUGGAGGCUUCCAGUAAUCGAGGAGACCAUCGAUUUGUCUCCCUUGCGGUGUGGACCUUCUCUUGGUCCUUCUGCGGGAGGCCGUUCCGGAUAAGCAGAGCGGUUCUGCUUUUGAAAACAAGCUUCUUCAAGAGAAAUAUUUGGCUGAAAACCUGCAUCAAGGCAUUUUUUUUUUCAGUUACGGGUUAGCAGCUGGCUCUAUUCGGAGGAAUUCAGUGAACCAACAAUGGCUUCUCAUCCACCUGCCCGUAUCCAAACUUUCUUUGAUCCACUUUCAACCUGCGGAUCUCUUUAUUUUUUGCAUCAAGCAACUACUCUUUGCCGACUUCCUCCUGUCGGUUGGAACUCUUAAGCCUGAUUUCGGCCUCCUAGUUCUGCCUUUUUAGAGACGAUAGAGAUAACAAUAAUAAUGAUGAUGAUGAUGAUGAUGGCCAGCUACUCAUCCUAAGUGGAUUUGAAGCUGUCUCCGCUGUAUCGCUUCACAAAAGGGUGAAGAAAUCUCCAAGCAAUGCCUUUCUCUCCCUCACCCGCCGCUCUUUAUGUAAAUGGCCAUCAUGCGAAUUCCUUAAAGUACACAAUUGUCCUUCCCAGGACGACAAGCAUGUCGAGAAACGAUUGCUGCUCGCCGGUAUAAAUCAGCUUUUUGAAAUGCAUUACCGUGGAACUGAAAAUGAUUCCUCGUUCGCCAUCCUUCCCCACCCCACCCCUCAACAAGGG